GCUCCCUUUCCCACAACAAGCAACCAUCAAAAUUAAGUCUUAGCUGAAAUUUCAUUCUCAUAAAAAAGCUAACUUUAUUUCUGGUCCAUUAUUCCACCUUCUCUCUUCACACUCUCUCUCUCUUUCUCUCUUUCUCUUUCCAUGGCUAAUGAAAAUCAUGAUCCAUUCUAUCAUCACAACAACAACCACCACCAUGAUGAUGAUGAACUCAAUCACUCUAACUUUUCAUUCUCACAAAACUUUCAAGGAUUUGAGCAUCCUUCUACUCAUACUACAACUUUCACUGACUACUUACAUGGUUCCAUGGACUAUAACACUCUCUCUAAAGCCUUUGACUUGUCUUGUUCAUCAUCUGAAGUGGCUUCUUCCAUUAAUGAUAAUAACAUGAAGAAAUCUAGUGCUGGAGAUUCUGAAUCAUCUUCAUCUAAUGAAGCUGAAGCUGUCAUAGAACAAGACUCAACCAAAAGUGAGAAGAAAGAUAAGCAACCUAAAUUAUUAGGGCCUGAAGAUGGAGAUGAAAAUUCUAAGAAAGAGAAGGUUAAAAAGAAAGAGAAAAAACCAAAAGAACCAAGGUUUGCAUUCUUGACUAAAAGUGAGAUUGAUCAUCUUGAAGAUGGAUAUAGAUGGAGAAAAUAUGGACAAAAAGCAGUCAAGAAUAGUCCAUACCCAAGGAGCUAUUAUAGAUGCACAAGUCAAAAGUGUAUAGUGAAGAAAAGAGUGGAAAGAUCAUACCAAGAUCCAUCAAUUGUGAUGACAACAUAUGAAGGACAACACAACCAUCAUUGCCCAGCAACACUUAGAGGCAAUGCAGCUUCCAACAUCUUUUCUUCACCAUCUCUCUUUAGUUCCAACUCAAUUGGAUUUGAACAAAGAAUACACCAAGAUUUCCUUGCUCAGUUUCUUCCAAGUUAUAGCCAAAGUAGUAAUCAUCAAAUGUUCCACCAAAAUCUUCCUCUACCAUCUCAUCAUCAACAACAACAACAGCAACAACAACAUCAGCAGCAACAACAUCAACAACAGCAACAUCAACAACAUCAGCAGUUUCAACUCCAUCACGAUAAUGGUUUGUUGCAAGAUCUACUACUACCAUCAUCAUUUCCGGGAAAACAAGAGCAAUGAUGAUCAAACUUAUAUAGUAAAGUAAUUAAUUUAUAAUCUGAUGUCAAUUAACAAUAUACUCCAUAAAGUCUCUAUGUACUAUGUAGUAAAUAGUACUAGUAGCUUCCCUUAACUUGUUCCAUAUAUGUACCUAGCUAGAUUUGUAUGCAAAUCAGAACAUUAUUUAAGAAUUAUUAAUUACUGCAGAAGAUGUUGCACUUGGGUCUCAUAUGGUGGACCUUGAACUAACCUAUCCAUAUUAAGAUAAAGUGUUAAAGAACAUAUAUGUGAUGUAGAUGAAAGGUUGGUUGGAUAUUUUGUUUUGAACAAAAACCGUGUAAUUGGGGCUUUAAGUUUCUAGCAUGUGUCUACGUGUGUAACAACAAUACAUACUUCUGGUUGGAUUUGUGGAUGCAUAUAUACCUAACUUUUCAAGC
Vicia villosa (hairy vetch) is the source of this 1535-nucleotide messenger RNA. Its product is annotated as WRKY transcription factor 71-like. Gene Ontology annotation, molecular function: DNA-binding transcription factor activity; sequence-specific DNA binding. The transcript has 3 exons. Gene Ontology annotation, biological process: regulation of DNA-templated transcription. Bases 142 to 1119 code for a protein of 325 amino acids. NCBI's taxonomy places the organism in Eukaryota, Viridiplantae, Streptophyta, Magnoliopsida, Fabales, Fabaceae. The record is from RefSeq and is a predicted model, not a curated record.